Linum trigynum is the source of this 1775-nucleotide messenger RNA. The record is from the annotation of a GenBank genome assembly. NCBI's taxonomy places the organism in Eukaryota, Viridiplantae, Streptophyta, Magnoliopsida, Malpighiales, Linaceae.
UUUAUCAAGAAUGAAAAGUCAGGUAAUUUAGUAGAAAAUAGAUGGAGCUUUAUCGUGUUUCCUUAGUUUAUCGCAAAGAGUUUGAGAUAGUUGUACGACACAUGACAUCCUUCACGCGUUAAUUGGUGUGAGAGUGUGGUUGUUCCACGACUAGGUUUGGAGAUCAUGUCGUCGAAGAAAGCGACUUAGCAGACUGCAUCACACGAGACUGCCACCGAUGAGGAUGUUGGACUGUCACAGAUUCGAGAGAUUCUAGAGGUAAAAUGGGAGACGCGAGCCAUGUUUCUUCAGGAAAUCAUUGAGUGCGUCGCCAAAGUUUGGGUCUUGAAGUUGGAACAAGAUGAGUUGCAAGCCAAUCAGGAAUUGAUGAAAGCGGCGUUGAAGUCUGUGCAGGAGGAUACAAAGACGGGGUUUCAAAGGAUGGAUGUCAUGUUCGACGAUCUUAAGGCGAGAGUCGCGCUGGAGGAAAGGAGGACCGUGGACCAUAUUUUAUUUGGAGAGAAGCAGAAAUUGACGGUCGGAAAUGAAGACAAGGAGGACAUUGCACCGAAACCCACCAACCUAGGGGUGAUGCUACCAGAGCCACAAGAUGGGAAGGUGACGUCGGACGAGGAUGAGGACCAGGACGGAGGAAACAAGGUAGCGCCGAGGGCUGAGCUCCCUCAGUCUGCCACAAGCACAAGAUAGGGAAACCUCAAUGUCGAUAGCUUGUUCGAGAGGAAGCAAUCGCGCCGCGCAAGCUUGCUAGGCUCUCGCAGAGCUCCCCAAGGAUUAAGGCUAAAAAUGGGAGGCCUAAAUGGAGCCUUAAUAUAUGGAUUCUGGCAUAACCAAACUAAAGCAAAGGAGCAAUGAGAGAAUUAGAUAGGGCCCUGAUAUAUGGCCGAUCCACCGCCACACCAGAGAAGCUACUACAACGGGCCGAAAAAUUAUAGGAGUAGGACCAAACUAGGGGGACCUAGUCGAGCCGACCAUGGCUCACCAGGCCAUGGCUUCGUAUAUGGGUUGUACUAUCCUCCGAACAACCAGGGUAAUGAUGAGGGAAGCAACUGAGCCAGGCGGCACCAUGAGCAUAUAGGAUCGGCCUAGCACUAGGAGAAUCGUGAAGGGUACUUGCCGGGAGAAACAUCGGGGCAUCAUGGCGGACACGAGAGUUAUCAUGAAGAAGACAUGCACACUAUGUUUAAACUAUGCCUCGCUCCCCUUGAAUUUCCAAAAUUUACAGGUCUAGAAGAGCCAUUGUGGUGGAUCUCUCGAGUCGAGAGAUAUUUAGAUACCAACACAUUUCGGAGGAAAAAAAGGUGAUGGUAGACACCUAUCACAUGGACGAAGAUGUGAGGUAGUGGAUCAUGUGGCUUGAAGAAGAAUUUUCCAAAUAUAGGAGAGCGAUAACCUGGGAGAAUCUUUAAAGGGAAUUAGUGAGAAGUUAUGGAUCAUUAGAACAAUCGUCCGAACAUGCGGCGAUGUCCAAGAUUCGGCAGACGGGAAUGGUAGACGAGUAUUAGCAUAAUUUUGAAAAAUUGGUGAACCACUGCAAUGGAUGGACGAAAGUAGUCAUCAUGCUUACAUGGGAGGCUUAAAGCCAAAUAUUGUGACUUUCAUUCGUGAUUUCAAUCCAGGAUGUAGAGGGGGAGCAUAUUGUUUGGCUAAGAUCAAGGAGUAAAAGUACCCCUUGGAUAAAGCGAUGUUGCGAUCGACUCAUCGAUCGAACGUGCCUAUCGCCGAGCCACCAAAAACACCAAGUGAGCCAUACCCAGCUAUAAAUACUCAAGGGCAAG